AUGAUGCGCUGAAAGGGUGUCCGCUGCUCGGCGCUUCUACACAACUGUUUAAUGUCUAAAUUCGGCUUCAGGAGCUUACUUGGCACUUUCUGCUGACUGGAAAAGCCACGGUGACGGUUCAGUUUGUGGAGUCUGCCCGCAGUUACCGUAAAGGAGCUUGGAUUUUGGUUGCCGAAGUUCUCAGAUAAGCACUGAUGUAGCAGUGUUGCGACAGUCAUCACACUCUCUCUCUACCUCCGGUACCUAGUGCCUCACUGCAUGACCUCAGACAACAGAUAGACCCACGUGGGGAAACUUCCCCUUCCUCACCCAAGACCCCUGGACUCCUGACGGUUACACUUGGUUGCCACAACCCCAGAACGUUCUCAUCUCAUCUUUCAACUCAUCUCCAGGAAGAAGGAGCAGCAGAAAUUUUUCCACAUAGGAGUCGAACACCUCCACUUUGGCCAGUGGAGGUGUUAGAGAGCUGUCCCCUUCCCUCUCCCCCAUUUACCCUCUUGAAUCUUUGAGAAUUUUUUUUUUCUCCUGGUUGGCUUGAGUCCGGUUCUGCCGGCCGUGUGACUUUUCAAAACUGGGGCGCGAUUCAUGGGAUGCAACCAUGUCGGAUCUCAGUGAGCGCAGGCCGGUCAACACGGACUACGCUGUCUCCCUCCUGGAGCAGCUCAAGUUCUUUUAUGAACAGAAGUUACUGACUGAUGUUGUGCUGCUGGUGGAGGACACGGAGUUCCCAUGUCACAAGAUGGUCCUGGCCACAUGUAGCUCCUAUUUCAGGGCGAUGUUCAUGAGUGGCCUCAGUGAGAGCAAACAGACCCACGUCCACCUUAGGAACGUGGACCCAGCCACCUUGCAGAUCAUCAUCACCUACGCCUACACAGGCAACCUGGCCAUCAAUGAUAGCACCGUGGAGCCGCUCUACGAGACCGCCUGCUUCCUACAGGUGGAGGACGUCUUGCUGCAGUGCAGAGACUAUCUGGUGAAGAAGAUCAACGCUGAGAACUGCGUCCGCAUGCUGAGCAUCGGCGACCUGUUCAGCUGUAGCGAGCUAAAACAGAGCGCCAAGCGCAUGGUGGAGCACAAGUUCCCCAUGGUGUACCGACAGGAGGCCUUCCUCCAGCUCUCCCACGAGCUGCUGAUAGACGUCCUGAGCAGCGACAACCUCAACGUGGAGAAAGAGGAGACGGUGCGCGAGGCGGCCAUGCUGUGGUUGGAGUAUAACAUGGAGGCUCGAUCGCAGCACCUAUCCUCUGUACUCAGUCAGAUCCGCAUCGACGCCCUGUCAGAGGUGACACAGCGUGCCUGGUUCCAGGGUCUGCCGCCCAAUGACAAGUCUGUGGUGGUGCAGGGCCUCUACAAGUCCAUGCCCAAGUUCUUCAAGCCCCGGUUAGGCAUGACCAAGGAGGAGAUGCUGAUUUUCAUGGAGGCCAUGUCAGAAACGCAAGGCGAGGCCUAUGUCAUGUCCGGGUCUUUGCUUACUACGGUGGUGUGUUACAGUCCGCAGGCAGAGAAAGUGUACAAGCUCAGCAACCCCCCCGGGGACCUGCAGAAGGUGGGGACCCUCGUUACACCUGACAAUGAUGUGUUCAUUGCUGGCGGGCAGAUCCCUCUCAAAAACUCUAUCACCAACCACGGCAAGAGUGGCAAGUUACAGGCGGUCUUCCGCUCGGUCGAUAGCUUCUUCUGGUUUGACGCCCAGCAGAACGCAUGGGUGCCCAAAACCCCCAUGCUGUGUGCCCGAAUCAAGCCCUCGCUGGUCUACUGCGAUGGCUACAUCUAUGCAAUCGGGGGAGACAAUGUUGGAGGAGAGCUCAACAAGCGCACGGUGGAGCGCUACGACUGCGAGAAGGACGAGUGGAGCAUGAUGAGCCCCCUGCCCUUCGCCUGGAACUGGAGCACCUCUGUGGUGGCGCACGACUGCAUCUACGUGAUGACCCACGACCUGAUGUACUGCUACUUCCCCCGAGCCGACACCUGGGUGGAGAUGGCUAUGCGCAAGACCAGCCGCUGUUUCGCCUCGGCAGCUGCCUUCGGUGACCUAAUUUUCUACAUCGGUGGCCUCCACGUGGUCAGCAACUCUGGCAUCCGCCUGCCAACGAGCACCAUUGACGGCUCAUCCGUCACCGUGGAGAUCUACGAUGUCAACAAGAACGAGUGGCGCCUGGCCGCCAACAUCCCUGCCAAGCGUUACUCGGACCCAUGUGUGCGGGCAGUGGUGCUGCUCAACUCUCUUUGCAUAUUCAUGCGUGAAACCCACAUGAACGAGCGCGCCAAAUACGCUAUCUAUCAGUAUGACAUGGAGCUGGACCGCUGGUACCUGCGGCAGCCCGUUUCUGAACGCGUACUCUGGGAUCUGGGUAAGGACUUCCGCUGUGCAGUGGGGAAGCUGUACCCCUCCUGCCUGGAGGAGUCCCCCUGGAAACCCCCAACCUACCUCUUCUCCCCCGACGGAGCCGAGGAGUUCGAGGUGGACGGGGAGCUGGUGACCCUCCCUCACGUAUAGCUCUUAACCUCCCCUACCCUACCUCGCUGACUGAACCAGGAAUCUGUAACGCUGAGGGAUGAACAUGAAGGGGGGGCAGAUGAGUUCUCUGAGAUAUGGAAAAGGUUUGACGUUAUCUGUGUCGUGGAGGGAUCUCUGGACUUUGGAGGCUUGCAUUAGCUACAGCUGUUGCUGGUGAAUGAUGCAGCCCGAGAACAAGAAGCUUGGAGCGAUGCCCCUGAAAAAUACUAGUAAUCUGAAAAUUUCUUGUUUUUGGUUCUUUUUUGUUUUGUUUUGUUUUUUUUCUUUUUAUUUUGUCAGUUGUGACAUCUGUUAGAUAUUAUUACAAGUCUGUCAUACUGUUUCUACAAUGUGAUAAUCUAAACGUCAACUGAUUUUGUGAUGAUGAGGAUGAUGAUGCACUUAACUGGUAAACCUUCUCGGAAUGACAAUGGCAACUGUACCAAAAUCCCCCAGCCCCACCCUCCGACCAUUGCUCCCCUCUCUUUCCCCCCUCUCCUCUUUUUCUUUUUUCUCACCACUGAUAAAGGAACACUCUGUGAAAAAUCUGUGUUUAGAGUAUUAAACGUGCACUUUGUGUAGGCUUUGCAUUUAGGCUCUGAAAAGUUUGUAGCUUGCUCCUCCGCGGUCGUCUUGGAUUCACCGAAGUUAGCAUGGAUUCCGCAGUUACAACAAAAUAAAAGUAUCAAAUUGAUCUUUAGAAACUUCUCAAACCACAUCCUUUUGCAUAAUCCACGUUUAUUUUUACUUUGUCCAGCGUUACAAGCUUUCAUCAUUUUGCUAAUAAGUAGUUAAAUAUGCUGCUUCCAGUGGAGCUUUGGUCAGUGGAGCUGUGUUGAGCAGCUGAUAAUGCAGCAGGAAUGGUUUGAGAAGUUUUUGUGCAUGUUUUGAUGUUGAUUUUGAAGGUUUAUAUCGACUCUGGAACUAGUAGUAGUAGUAAUCCACUUAUUGGAAAUUUUCUGACAUUUUAUAGACUAAAUCAUUAAUUGCUUACUCUGCAGAUGCAGUUGCAGCUGUACCUGCAUGAUCAAUAGAUUUUUCAGGGCUAGUGUUGACAUGUUGUGUUGCUUUGUUUCGAGGUAUCCAUUGGAAUUGGUUGUAUUUGCUGCGAAUCCGACAACUACAGCCACCACCCACCACAAAAGAGUAAAACACAAACUUUUCAGAGCCAGCGCUUAAAGCCCACAGGGGCAAGGAUUUGAUGCUCAAAAAUGUAGAUAUUUGCUCGGAGUAUUCCCUGAGAACAGGAUCCAUCUCUUUCCUCAAAAGGCCCUGCAGACGAAAGGAACAGGGGCCGUGGUUUUCCGGAGUGGGUGGGAGGGCUGACGGGGAAACAAGUGAGAGGCGGAGAGGGGUUUAAAAGAGGGUGACUGCAGGUCCGGUCACGCAUCACCUCUCCUCCCUCACCGCUCGGCCCUCCACCCUGACUCCACUAUAGCGCCUCCACAGCCUGUCUGUCAGUGUGUUUGCACACAGGUCUUCCACACAGCCAGCAGUCUACACCUCACUCUAUCCAUCGUCACAUGAUCAUGAUACUUGUGUUUUUCUUUCCACGAGGGUCUCUGCAAAUACACACAACUCCACUCUCAGUACAAACAUAGGUUACGGGCUCAUGCAUUUUUUUAUUUCCAAGCUGCUGAAAUAUAUAUAUAAUGAAAUAUAUAUUUUUCAUAUGUUUAAAAGACAACUGUUUUAGUGUGGGGAAAAUAACCAGGUCUAUUUUGUAUUAGUGUCUUUUUUAAUUUAAUAUCAGACAUUACUGUAGUGUGAUUGUGGGUAGCUAUCCAUUUUUUCCUAUCAGAUUUAAUUUUUCUGAGUGAAUAUUGAGGAUUCUUGCUGCUGAUUGGUUGUGAGAAGAGAGGGCUGGCCCAGGGCUGUUGCUAUGGAAAUCGUCCCGGCAACCACUAGCAGUAGUGGAGGGGGGCGGGUUGGGGAGGGAAGGGGUCUUCCUCCUACCUUAAAAACAUGAGCACAGGUGCUUCAUGACAAACCCUUACUAGCAUGUUUGGCUGCAUCAUAUUCCUUUGGCACUGUAUUUUGAAUGA
Messenger RNA from Seriola dumerili (greater amberjack), 4542 nucleotides. It is a transcript of the gene kbtbd2, whose product is annotated as kelch repeat and BTB domain containing 2. The transcript has 4 exons. NCBI's taxonomy places the organism in Eukaryota, Metazoa, Chordata, Actinopteri, Carangiformes, Carangidae. The record is from RefSeq and is a predicted model, not a curated record. The coding region runs from base 599 to 2497 and encodes 632 amino acids. Gene Ontology annotation, molecular function: protein binding.